AUUGACUGCGGGAUUGACUUGUAAACAAACAUGGCGCACGGCUUUCUGUGUCAGGCUCCCGCUUCUCUUGUCAUCGCCGAAGCACUCAGCAACCAAGUAAACCACGCUGACAUCGAGUCCAUUAUACAGUCACAGAAACAUGUGUUGGGAAGAUUGGAGAAGACCAACGAGAUGUUGCUCAACUGCAAUUCCCUGUCUGCAACCAGGUUUGCUCUGGCGAAUCAGGAGUUGAAAAAGCACACACAGUUGCUCUUCGAUCUGAAAAAAGACCUGGAUUCUGUAUUCCGGCGAAUAAGGUUUCUCAAGAUGAAGCUCUCGCAACAGUAUCCUGCUGCCUUCUCAGCUUGCAGCAAGGUUUUCAACGUCCUCGACGAAGAGGACGAACCGGAAGAGAAAGUUAUCUCCGCAAAGAAAAAGGCUGUUGAACAGGUGGACAUUUUGUGCGACGCAAGCAGCGCUCAAAAGAACACUGAAAGCACCGGAAGCCCGUCCUCGGCGAAGAGUUCUACAACCUCCUACAACAGUGACGAUUCCUAAGGCGGCAUUUGCUAUGGUGACUGGGGCAAUUGGUGUGCUUACCCCAUCCUCGAUUUCUGCCUGUUGAUGCCAUAGAAGUGUCGUGCUGUUGCCUGCCGGGAUGCCAUGACAACAGCCAGAGUGGUGUUUUCUCUACCUUUUUGCUUCAACUUCUAUGACCAAUCGCUAUGAUCAUGACAUCCGACAGCAUGACACGCCGACUGCUGUUAACACCAUUUGUCGCUUUCGAUGCAUGGGCGUUAUGGGACGCUGAGCACACUACAGGAGAUGUGUUUCAGAGGCUGUAGUGUUGACACUGGUAUCUUAUACUAUGCUGAUUUUCCUAACAUUUUCGUCGGUCCGUCACCGCGUGGAAACAGUGAGAUGUUAUUUAGGUUGAACAUAUUCGUCGUUUCUUUGUCCGACCACUGGGCCAUUCGACCAUGUGUCACAUGCAACUGACAUCUCAGAGAUAUAUUUAUAUUGAGGAUCGGUUUUAUGUGAGUAAGUAUUGAACCAUAGUGUUUGAAGGAGGAGCUUAUUUUUGUAGAUACUGAAACUAUUUCUUGAUCAUUUUGAUGUCUUCAAAGAUUAUUUUGUGGUUUUUUUCAUGAAGUUCGUCAACAUUUGGGCGGUUUGAGGGUGCAAUACGUUUUCUUGUCUGAUUUUGUCUGCCUGCUCAAGUAAAGUAAAUUUUUUAUUGGAUUUGUGUUUUUGUUUUAUUUACUUUUAGCUGCGGAAAUUAAGCUAUCUACUGAAGUAUUGGAAUAUGGUGCAUUUAAAGGUAUAUAUU
This is a messenger RNA of Ixodes scapularis (black-legged tick), 1309 nucleotides long. Its product is annotated as kxDL motif-containing protein 1. The coding region runs from base 31 to 537 and encodes 168 amino acids. Gene Ontology annotation, cellular component: BORC complex. Lineage: Eukaryota; Metazoa; Arthropoda; Arachnida; Ixodida; Ixodidae. Gene Ontology annotation, biological process: lysosome localization. The record is from RefSeq and is a predicted model, not a curated record. The transcript has 4 exons.